Molecule: messenger RNA, 789 nt
Organism: Vicia faba (fava bean)
Lineage: Eukaryota; Viridiplantae; Streptophyta; Magnoliopsida; Fabales; Fabaceae
Source: the annotation of a GenBank genome assembly
AUGUCGGGGCAAUCACAGCGUUUGAAUGUGGUCCCCACAGUGACAAUGCUUGGAGUGGUGAAAGCACGUUUGGUUGGAGCAACAAGAGGCCAUGCUCUUCUGAAGAAGAAAAGUGAUGCUUUAACUGUUCAGUUUCGUCAGAUCCUGAAAAAGAUUGUUUCGACAAAGGAAUCGAUGGGCGACAUAAUGAAAACCUCAUCCUUUGCAUUAACUGAGGCUAAGUAUGUAGCUGGCGACAACAUCAAGCACGUCGUGCUUGAGAAUGUUAAAGAAGCUUCACUCAGGGUGCGUUCUCGUACUGAGAACGUUGCUGGAGUGAAGCUUCCGAAAUUUGAUUAUACUGCUGACGGCGAGGCCUCGAAGAAUGACCUUACUGGAUUGGCUAGAGGUGGUCAGCAGGUGCAGCAGUGCCGUGUCGCUUAUAUUAAGGCAAUUGAGGUUCUUGUUGAGCUUGCGUCGCUUCAGACAUCUUUCCUUACCCUUGAUGAUGCUAUCAAGACUACUAACCGUAGGGUUAAUGCUUUGGAGAAUGUUGUGAAGCCGCGGUUGGAGAAUACUAUUAGUUACAUUAAGGGUGAGUUGGAUGAGCUUGAGAGAGAGGAUUUCUUUAGGUUGAAGAAGAUUCAGGGUUAUAAGAGGAGGGAAAUUGAAAGGAAGAUGGUGCUUGCUAGGGAGCAACAAGCUGUUGAGAAGUUGCACUUGCAGAAAGGAGCGACUUGGAUUUCUUAUGAUUCCUCUCAGAACUUGUUGUCUGGUACAGCUGAUAAAGACGAGGAUAUCAUUUUCUAA